AUGAUCUGGAUUGACCACGAUAAAGUUUCUGAAUACGCAGCUACACUCUAAGAUUUAACUCUGCCUAUCCCAAAGAGAGUGAGCUCUUUAUGGUGUUUAAGAACUGUAUCUUCUCUUGAGUGUUUAGAUGCUCUUUUCAGGGCUUUCGAGAUUGAAUAAAGCAGCGAACUACUUAAGCAUGAAAUUUGCUACGCACUAGGCUAAAUGGAUAAAUCACCUGAGCACAUUGAAAAAAUUCAAAAUUUCUUAGAAAAAGUAUUAGACGAAGAUCAUCCUAAGAUUGUACUUCAUGAAGCUGUUGAGGCUCUUGGAAAUAUCAACUCAGAAAAUACUUUAAAGUUGCUUAAGAGAUUUGAGAAUGAAACAUCGGAAAUUCUCUAUGAGACUUGCUUCCUCACUAUCAAAUUAGUUGAAUGGAGAGAAAAAACAGAGAAUGGAAAGACUGAGGGAUUGAACUUAAGCAAACUCAAAUUUAACACAACUAAUGACCCAGCACCACCUUUCAAUUUUGUUCGAGAGCCAAAGUACAAGGACAUUUAGCUGCUAGAAUCUAUAAUUUUAGAUAAUGAAAACUACGAUCUGUUUGAGAGAUAUAGAGCACUCUUUACUUUGAGAGAAUUAAAUACUGAAGAGGCAGUGAUUGCAAUGUGCUAGUGUAUGACAAAGGAAAAUUCGAAGAAAUGCAGCGCACUUUUAAAGCAUGAAGUAGCCUUUAUUCUGGCAUAGAUGGAAGAGGUCUUCAAGGUGUCUAUUCCAUUUUUGAUAGACUGUGUAGCUAAUGAAGAGGAAGCACCUAUCGUAAGACAUGAAGUCCUAGUAAGUCUCGGUGAUAUGAUUGAUGACAAGAGUCUUUUGGAAUAAUUUGUGAAUCACCCAGAUUAGAUAGUUAAUGAAUCUUGUCAAGUAGCAUUCAGUUAUAUUGAUAACAGAAAGGCAGUUCAAGAAGAGGAGAGACUCAUUAAUGCUUAAUGA
This is a messenger RNA of Stylonychia lemnae, 972 nucleotides long. NCBI's taxonomy places the organism in Eukaryota, Ciliophora, Spirotrichea, Sporadotrichida, Oxytrichidae. The record is from the annotation of a GenBank genome assembly.